This is a messenger RNA of Geodia barretti, 1378 nucleotides long. NCBI's taxonomy places the organism in Eukaryota, Metazoa, Porifera, Demospongiae, Tetractinellida, Geodiidae. The record is from the annotation of a GenBank genome assembly.
GACUAUAAUUAACGCGCACCUCCCUUAGAGUUCUUGUCUUCGCUUGUGUCGUUGCAGCUCAAGCCAUGGCGACUGGUGGUGCGGUGCAGAUCCUGCGCAAGUCUCUGCAGGAUGCCCACAACUCCCUCGAGUUCUCCAGCGAUGCCCUCAAGAGGCUUACUGGCCGCGACCCCGCCGUUCCGCCCAACCGCUCAGGCCCCACUCCCGAGAGGAGGAGGAGCGGCGGAGGAAGAAUGAGAGCCUGGUCAGGCGAAUACGACGCCCCUGUCAGCAAGAGGAGAGACUCGUUUGGAGCAAAAUCUCGGCUGGCAGGUAGACUGGGGCCUCCGGUGUGGCGAGAAGGAGACGAGCAAGGGGAGCAGCAACAGCCCGAGAGGGAGGAGAGAGGGAGGGGGAGGGAAGAAAGGAUGAGAGCAGAGAGGGAGGGGAGGGUGGUGGAGAGGGAGGAGAGGAUGAGAGAGAGGGAGGGGAGGGGGAAAAGGGCAGUGUGGAGGGGGCGGGGGGAAGCAGAAGAGAGGAAGAGGGACAGUGAGGGGGAGGACCAAGAGAUGGGGGAGGACCAGGAGAUGGAAGAGCAGUCCAAACCCUCACUGCAGUCGUCAGUAGUGGCCACUAUAGCACCUCCGAGACCAAAAGAUGAUCCAGCACAGGAUGGCAAGAAUAAAAUGAGGAACCGGAGGAUGUUUGGUUUUCUGAUGGGAACACUCCAGAAGUUCAAAGAUACUGAAGAGGCUUCUAAACAGACCGAGAAGGAGAAGACCCGAAAGGCCAUAGAGAUGAAACUGGAGCAGACUGAGGCAGAGGAGAGGGCAGCAAUCACACAGGAGAAGAGGGAGCUGUUCCAGAAGAUCAAGAACGAGAAGAUAAGGGUCAGUCGCAUCAAGAGCCACCUCGAGACUGCUGAAGAGUUUGAAGAGUGGAAUGAGCAUUCUCGCAAACUGCUGGGCUACAUACAGACACGCAACAAGCCGCCGAUAUUCUACGUGCCAGCUCAGCACAAUUCCGAGACCACAGAGGCCCUCAACAAAACCACGACCAAGAUAGAGGGUGUUAUAAAGGAGCGUCAGGCAGAGAUUGACGCCAUGUUGGCCGACGCCGCUGCCCCAGUGGAGGUGGGAGGAAAGGAUGAGGGGGAAAAGGAGGAGGGAGAAAUGGACAUUUCAGGGGAGGCCCCUGUUGUAGCAGGCAGUAAUGUAAGGGAGGGAGGGGCCCAGGGGGAAGGGGAGGGUAAGAGGUCUGAAGGGGAAGCCUCAGAUUCUGACUAGGCUGUAGGUAAGCCCUUCUUCUAUAGGCCUGCUGUAAUGGGUGGCUGUUAUCUUCACACACAUGCUCCUUGGUGAAUUGUACCCGCAUUUUGAAUUUUUUUCUCGACAAAACU